AUGGGAGUCACUUCUGAGAACCCUCAAAAGUCACCUUCUCAUCCUUUCCCCUCACUACCGAAUUCCCGCUCUCCCCUCUCUCUCCCCACCUUAGCGCCGUGCGCCAGCUGGCUGCUGAGCCAUGAUGACGUCAUCUUGGGCAUUCCGUCUGGGAUUACCGGGGCCGCAUUGGAGCAGCACUGCCCCUCGCACACAGACGGGGGAGCGGGGGUCGCGGGGGUCGUUAGGGGGGUCCCGCUUGAGGGCCCCCCAGGGGAUGGGGAGGAGGGCUGGGCGGAAGGAGCGGAAAGGGAGGCGGAAGGCGGAGCAGCUGGGGAGGCGGAAGGGGGAGCGGAAGGGGAGGCGGAAGCGGGAGCGGAAGCAGGGGCUAAGGGCGCGGAGGAUGCGGGAGCGGAGGCGGAGGGAUCCGCGGUAUCGGAGAGGGGGGCCUCGGAGGCCGGCGCGGCCGCUUGCAGCAGCGCGCGCCGGCCGUGA
Messenger RNA from Closterium sp. Naga37s-1, 474 nucleotides. The record is from the annotation of a GenBank genome assembly. Lineage: Eukaryota; Viridiplantae; Streptophyta; Zygnematophyceae; Desmidiales; Closteriaceae.